This is a messenger RNA of Protopolystoma xenopodis, 255 nucleotides long. The record is from the annotation of a GenBank genome assembly. Lineage: Eukaryota; Metazoa; Platyhelminthes; Monogenea; Polystomatidea; Polystomatidae.
AUGCCGGUUGAGAAACUAGAUUUCUCGGGGAUCUAUAGCAUCAACUGCGACAACCGUGAGCAGAAGAAUGUUGGUGAAACGGGAAGAAAAAUCAGUCUACCAAUCAAGGAACAUCGAGGACUUCGUAAAAGCAAAGACAUUGAAAGGUCUGAAAUAGCGGAAAAAAUCGCACGGACAGGACACGAAAGUGAGUGCAAAUCGACAGAAGGGCUGGCUGGAUAUGGUGAAGAUACAAGAAAACGCAAGAAACGGUGA